Onthophagus taurus is the source of this 1706-nucleotide messenger RNA. Its product is annotated as prostatic acid phosphatase-like. Gene Ontology annotation, molecular function: phosphatase activity. The record is from RefSeq and is a predicted model, not a curated record. Gene Ontology annotation, biological process: dephosphorylation. Lineage: Eukaryota; Metazoa; Arthropoda; Insecta; Coleoptera; Scarabaeidae.
UAAUAGAUGUCAGCACAUUAAUAGGCUAACUUCACUCCAUUGACAACUAAAAUUAUGAACUGUCAGAUUUAAAAAUAACGUCAUACAGAUUGAGGUUAAGCAAAAAAUCGCAUCAAAUUAUCAAAAAGAUUAGCUUCAAUCACCUUUAAAGCGUAUAAAUAAUAUCAAUUUUAUAGUGAUCGAACCUCGAUAGUUGAAUCAAUCACAUUUUUGUUAAAAUAAUGACGAAAAUCGAUUUUUUUUUACUUUUAAUCAUAUCCUUUGUUAGUGGGCAAGUUGUUCAUAAAAAUGAAUUGGUUUCAGUCGUGGUUAUUUUUAGACAUGGUGCAAGAACAAUUUUAAAACCAUAUCCGACAGAUCCGUAUAAAAAUGAAUCGUUAUGGCCUGUAGGAUUUGGGCAAUUAACUAACGAAGGUAAAAUGCAACAUUACAAACUCGGCCAAUAUUUUCGUAAACGUUACAGUGAUUUUCUCCCAAAAAAAUACUCCGAGAAACAAAUUUACGUGCGAUCCACCGAUGUUGAUCGUGCUUUAAUGUCGGCGGCGUCUCAUUUAGCGGGUCUGUUCCCUCCGGAAGGAGAUCAAGUUUGGGAUAAAGAUAUUCCGUGGCAACCAAUUCCGAUUCAUACCGAGCCGCAACUUGAAGAUGCUCUUUUAGCUUCGAAAAAGCCUUGUGUUAAAUAUGAUGUUUUAUUUAAUGAUUUGAUGAACUCGGAGGAGAUGCAAAAAUUGAACAGGGAUAAUAAGGAGUUGUACGAUUAUUUAAGUAGAUAUACAGGUGAAAAUAUUGAGAAUUUGCACCAAAUGCAUUCUUUGUAUACUAAUUUAUUUAUUGAGGAUUUAAUGAAUUUUACGUUACCUGAAUGGACGAAACAAGUUUUUCCCAACAAAAUGAAACCGCUUUAUGAUUUUACUUUUGCACUACCUUGUUAUAAGAGGGAAUUAGCCCGAUUUAAAACAGGACCUUUUUUUUAUGAUUUAUUAAAUCAUUUUAGUGAGGUUAUAAAUGGGAGGAAUAUAAUCAAGUUGAAAAUUUUUUCAGCGCAUGAUACGACGCUAGCUAAUUUAUUAGAAUCAUUAGGAAUCUUUGAGUAUCAUUCACCACCAUUUGGGAGCUCCCUAAUUUUUGAAUUGUACCAAAACAUAUCUCCCGAUUUAAAUUUAAACCAUCAUGUAAAAAUUUAUUAUAAAAACACAACUUCCGAACCUAACAAAAUGGUGUUAAAAGGAUGUGAUUUUGAGUGCGAUUUAGAAAUUUUCCAAAAAAUAUUGCAACCUUUAUCGGUGUCUUUGCAGCAAUGGCAACGGGAGUGUGAAAUAAAAUUUUUGACAGUUACUGAAAGUGGUAAAAAAGUUGUAGUUAUCGCGAGUUUAUUAAUUUUUGUGAUUAUUUUAGUUGCGGUUUUAACUAAAUUAAUUUGUGGUAGGUGUAGAAGAAAUCGGGCGGAUUAUUUAAGGUUUAUUUAAGUAAAAAUAAUGUUGACAGAUUGCAUAACCUCAAAAAAAAAUUAUCUAAAACUCUGAUACUUUGGUUUUAUAAGUUUUUGGGUUGAUCUGAUGUUUAUUUUAUAAGAUGGUUUUCAGUUAGAUUGAGCUUUUAUGGAGUUUUGACACGUAUUCGAAGAAAUUUCUUGUUUUAAACCAUGAUAAGUAAAACUUAGGUUAGGUCACUAACUGUCAAAAUGUAAUAAAUGUCAAAUUAACAUC